AUGCAAAGAAAGAUAGAAUGCUAUAAUAAAGGACUAUUUAAUUCCAUGUUGUAAUUUGAACCCAAAUAACGAUCCAAUGGUAAGACUAGUUUAGGAACUGGAUCUUUUGGAACAGUCAAUUUAGUUUAGAAUCUUAAAUCACAAUAACUUUAUGCUAUUAAAUCCAUUUAAUAAUGCAAUAUACAAACUCCGUAUGAAUAGGAAGGAGUGGAAAGAGAAAUAAAAGUCCAUUUAAAAUGUAGACAUCCAAAUAUAGUAAAUCUAUAUGACAGUUUUAUUGAACAUGGAAAUGUUUAUAUGGUUUUGGAGUAUGCAGAGAAUGGGAAUUUAUAUAAUUAUGUAUAAAAACGAAAGAGAUUAGACGAAAAGGAAGCUUGCAAAUAUUUCAUAUAAACUUGUAAAGCAUUGCAAUAUCUACAUGAAAUGAAUGUUUUCCAUCGAGACAUUAAACCUGAAAAUUUGUUGCUUGAUAAUAAUAAUGAUAUCAAAUUAUGCGAUUUUGGUUGGUGUGCUGAAAAUAUUCAUUUAAAGAGAAAGACCUUUUGUGGAACUUAUGAAUAUAUGGCACCAGAAAUUGUAUCUGAUUUGCCAUAUGACUAUAGAAUAGACAUCUGGUCAGUCGGAGUAUUGCUGUAUGAAUUAUUGCAUGGAUAUGCUCCAUUCAAAGGCAAGGAAUACAAAGAAAUUUCAUAGAAUAUUAAAAAUGGAUUAAUUAGAUAUUCUAGUUCAAUUAAUUAGGAUGCUUAAGAAUUGAUAAAGAAUAUAUUACAAAAAGAUCCUUCAAUGAGACUUUGUUUCAAAGAUAUUUAUUAAUCUGCAUUCGUUUUGAGAUGCUUUCCAUAAUAAUAACAAGCUUAAUUGAAAAUAUCAAUAUCUCCUAAAUCUAGUGUUUCUGUGGAUCAGAAUUCUAUUCAAAAAUAUCAAUCUCCAUUAAUCACUCAUAAAUAAUAUCCAAAUGGUAGACAAAAUCAAAUUAAUACUAAUAACAAUGUUAAUAAUUCUUCUUCUUAGAGUAUCAAAUCUCCUAAUAUUUAUAAAACUACACUUGAUUCUAAAAAGUAAUCACUCAUAUUGGAUGAUAUAAAAAAGAAAAUCAUAUAUGAAUAAACUAGUCCAUUAAGAGAUGCUACAAAUAUGCACAAACGAAAUCAAGUUAGUUUGACUAACCUAAUAAAAAGUUCAAAUACAUAAUUUAAUGCAAUAAAAAGUCCUUAACCUAAAUCUAUUCAAUUGAGUAAAUAUGGCUCUAAAUCAAAAAAUUUCGAUGAGAAUGGAAGUGUAAAAUUACUAGAAUAGUUUAAAUCAAUGCCCUCUUUCACAAUUGAAGAUUAAUAACAAACAUAUGAAGAGGAGCAGAGAUUAAAUUUAAAAACUGAUCGAGUUAAAGGAUUUAAGAAAGAGCCCCAAUCAUCAUUGGAUAUUGACAAGAUCUUAAAGAUGUAUCUAAGCAUGUGUAGCAGCAGAUCAUGA
Molecule: messenger RNA, 1470 nt
Organism: Paramecium tetraurelia
Lineage: Eukaryota; Ciliophora; Oligohymenophorea; Peniculida; Parameciidae
Exons: 4
Biological process (GO): mitotic spindle organization; regulation of cytokinesis; protein phosphorylation
Cellular component (GO): chromosome passenger complex; spindle microtubule; spindle pole centrosome
Molecular function (GO): ATP binding; protein kinase activity
Source: RefSeq, a predicted model, not a curated record